This is a messenger RNA of Choloepus didactylus (southern two-toed sloth), 2281 nucleotides long. RefSeq names its product secretory carrier membrane protein 4 (gene SCAMP4). Bases 127 to 819 code for a protein of 230 amino acids. The transcript has 7 exons. Gene Ontology annotation, cellular component: recycling endosome membrane; trans-Golgi network membrane. The record is from RefSeq and is a predicted model, not a curated record. Gene Ontology annotation, biological process: protein transport. NCBI's taxonomy places the organism in Eukaryota, Metazoa, Chordata, Mammalia, Pilosa, Megalonychidae.
GAGGCGACGACGGCGAGGCGAAGUGGGGCGGGCCGGUUGCUAAGACUUGGGGAAGCGCAGCGCUCGCGCUCCUGUCCCUCAGGUGGGCUGCCGGCUCCAGCCCAGCGCUGGUCAGCCACAGCGGAAAUGUCCGGGAAGGAGAACAACUUCCCCCCCCUGCCUGGGUUCCUGCCCUUGAAGCCGUGCUUCUACCAGAACUUCUCCGACGAGAUCCCCGUGGAGCACCAGCUCCUGGUGAAGAGGAUUUACCAGCUGUGGAUGUUUUACUGCGUCACUCUUGGGGUGAACCUUGUCGCCUGCCUGGCCUGGUGGAUUGGCGGCGGCUCCGGUGCCAACUUCGGCCUGGCCUUGGUCUGGCUGCUGCUCUUCUCGCCGUGCAGCUACGUGUGCUGGUUCCGGCCAGCGUACAAGGCCUUCCGGGCCGACAGCUCCUUUAACUUCAUGGCGUUCUUCUUCAUCUUCGGCGCGCAGUUCGUCCUGACGGUCAUCCAGGCGAUCGGCUUCUCGGGAUGGGGCGCGUGUGGCUGGCUGGCGGCGAUCGGAUUCUUCCAGACCAGUGUCGGGGCCGCCGUGGUCAUGCUUCUCCCGGCCAUCAUGUUCUCCAUGUCAGCCGCCAUGAUGGCCAUCGUGAUCAUGAAGGUGCACAGGAUCUACCGGGGGAAUGGCGGAAGCUUCCAGAAGGCGCAGACGGAGUGGAGCACUGGCACGUGGCGGGACCCGCCGACGCGAGAGGCCCAGUACAACAACUUCUCAGGGAACAGCCUGCCCGAGUACCCCACCGUGCCCAGCUACCCGGCCGGCGGUGGGCAGUGGCCUUAGGGGCCCCUGGUCCGGGGAGGCCGUGAGCGUGUCCACAGGCCCCCGAGUGGCGGCUCCGCGCUCUCUCCAGCUGGGAUGGCAGGAGGGCUCGGUGGCCACGGGAGGACGUCCCUCGGGCCCGGUGGCCGCAGGGGUUGGCAGGACCCCGUGCUGCUUUCCUCCCGCUUUCAAGCACUGCCUAGAAACCCUCCAGCCUUUGCUUCCCGGACAGAAGGGCCCCUCGCCUGCCUCCCGUGGGGUCCGUGGGGUCUGACAGCAGGACCUCCGUGGGGAGGGGCAGCAGCCGGCCCUUCCCCUCCUUCCAGAGCCGGUCCUGUCCUGGCCCCGACCCAGCCAUGCGCCCGCCCUGCCUGCUCCAAGCAGACGUGGUUCCCUGUUCCCCGCGGGCACAGAGGACCCCAGUUUCCGGCCCAGCCCCCCAGGUUGGCGCCCUCCCAAGCCCCCGUUUGCCCGGCCCAGGCCUGGCCUCUCGUCUUACGAUGCGCCCUCUGCCCCCGCAGGGAACGGAUUUUGGAGCUUGAUGGCCAGAGUUUGGCUGGGGCGAGGGCCCUUCCCUCCCCGUUGCAGGAACGUGGGGCAAUUUCCUUCCCGUCCUGAGGUGGGAGAGGACAGUGGCUCGGGCAGGAAGGGACGGAGGCCCCUCUCUGGUGUCAACGAGGGCGACGAGAUGCAGCAGUGACCCCCGGAGGAGCCGCUGUGCUCGCGGGCUGCCCGGGCCAGGGGCGGGGUGCUGGGCUGUGGGGCUGCGCCUGGGCCCCUCUUCAGCAUCCUAAUUCCAAUAACCCCUCCCACGGCUGCGGGAAGCCGGGCAACUGCGGGUUUCCCAGGAGCCCUGCCGGGGACAGCCUCCUGAAAGGGGAUGAGAUACAGCAAAUCUCUGUGCCUUAUCGAGGAUGAAGCCACCGCCAGGUCUCGGGUAAUGGACACGCCUUUCCUCGCUCCUCUCGAUGCCCUAACUCCCUCCAAGUCGUGUCGGCGUGUCGUGAGGGUCCAAAGCACACGUAGGGAUCCCUGCCACCUCUGUUAGUGACAUGGGCCAAAAAGCAGCCUUUUUUUCAGGACUAACCUUUUCGUAGCACUCGCUGGCCCCGCUUCCUGGGCUCCACUCCUCCCGUCCCUCCUGGUGGGACAGGCCCCUUCCCUGCACACUCCUGCCGAGGGGCUGCUGGCACCUGCAGAGUCAGGCUCUGUGCCCAGAGGGGACCACAGUCCCCAGAGAAGGCGCCUCAGGCCUGUGUCCUGCUGAGCAGAGGCCGCAAGGCCAAGACACCCACUGGGGUCCCCCGUGACACCCCCAAGGCCACUUCCAGCCAGACGAGGCCCACGGGCCUGUGCCAGGUAGCCCGGUUCUGCCCUCUGGAGGGCCAGUGACAUCAGCAUCGGCCCCUUCCCCCCGUCACACAGCCAGCUUUCGUUACCUGGAAACACCCUGGAAAUAAACCCUGUUUCUGCCUCAGACCAA